CUCCUCGCUGCCACAUUUUUCUCCAUCUUCUUCUCCCUCUUUCCUCCCUUUCCUCAACUCCUCCAUUUUUCCUGCUCCAAAAACCUCUUUCUCCUCCUCUCUUUCCUUCUCCUUCUUUCACCUUCUCUCCCCGUAUAUCUCUCUCUCUCUACACCUCACUAGACAAGCUCUUAACAAAACCACUUUUCUAGCCCCCCCCAAACAGAUCUGACCCUCGUCUUUCUAGGGCUUCAAAUGUUCUAUAUAUCACAGAUAGGAAACAUUGGUGUGUGUGUGAGAGAGAGAGAGUGAUAUAUAGAAAGUGAGGAGGCAAAGUUGGAUUCUCCGAGAUCUUCGUGGGCGUUAUGUAUUUUUCAUUUGAUUAAUUUACUCUGAUUUUGGUCUGUCAAAAAGCCGUCUCAAAAUUGUCAACCCUAUCUUUCUUGGUGGUAUAUUCUCUCCUUUUUUCACGUAGGAAAUAGAUAGGCUUCGGGCUUCAGGCUUCAGACCAUUUUCCAAGACCAAAAAAACCCUUCAGUAGUCAGCUUUGCCUGUCAUCAACUUGUAAAAAAAUUACGUUUGCUUCGCUCACACCACUGCCACAGAAUCUAGAGCGCGGAAAAGCUGCAUAUAUAUACUGUCUGGGGUUUGUGGGUUGUGGGUUGUGAAGUACUAUGCCUGCGGGGAUUAUGAUUCCGGCGAGAAACAUGCCGUCGAUGAUCGGAAGGAAUGGGACGGUCGGCGGGUUUGGAUCGUCCUCUGGGCUUACCCUUGGUCAGAUUGAAAACCCAUAAGCCUUCGGAAUCUUAAAGAUCUGUAGAUAUGUUCCAGCCUAACAUGAUGGAAGGUCAGCUCCACCAACUAGACAUGACUCAAAACACAUCCGAAAGUGAUAUUCCCCGAAUCCGAGACGACGACUUCGACAGCGCUACUAAAUCCGGCAGCGAAAACCAUGACGGUGCCUCCGGCGAUGACCAAGAUCCACGGCCGAACAAAAAGAAGCGCUACCAUCGCCACACCCAGCACCAGAUCCAGGAAAUGGAAGCUUUCUUCAAGGAGUGUCCACACCCAGAUGACAAGCAAAGGAAAGAACUCAGCCGUGAAUUAGGGUUAGAGCCACUGCAAGUCAAAUUUUGGUUCCAAAACAAGCGCACCCAAAUGAAGACCCAGCAUGAGCGCCAUGAAAACACACAGCUUAGGUCAGAGAAUGAAAAGCUCCGGGCUGAUAACAUGAGGUACAGAGACGCUCUUAGCAAUGCAUCAUGCCCCAAUUGUGGAGGCCCAACUGCAAUAGGAGAGAUGUCCUUUGAUGAGCAUCAUUUGAGACUCGAAAAUGCACGAUUAAGAGAAGAGAUUGAUAGGAUUUCAGCAAUUGCUGCUAAGUAUGUUGGGAAGCCAGUGGUGAACUACCCUAUUCUUUCUCCACCUGUUCCUCCCCGGCCACUAGAACUUGGAGUUGGGACUUUCAGUGGGCAGCCAGGCAUUGGAGGAGAGAUGUAUGGGGCUGGAGACCUUCUUAGGACAAUAAGUGGACCAACUGAAGCAGAUAAACCUAUGAUAAUUGAGCUUGCGGUUGCAGCUAUGGAGGAACUAAUCAGAAUGGCUCAAAUGGGGGAACCCUUAUGGAUGACAGAUCAUGAUGGCGCCUCUAUACUGAACGAGGAUGAAUAUAUUCGAACAUUUCCUCGGGGGAUUGGACCAAGACCCACCGGCUUCAAAUGCGAAGCUUCUCGGGAAACUGCCGUUGUUAUCAUGAACCACAUCAGCCUUGUGGAGAUUCUAAUGGAUGCGAGUCAGUUGUCUACUGUGUUUUCCGGGAUUGUCUCGAGAGCCAUGACACUAGAAGUACUAUCGACAGGAGUAGCAGGAAAUUAUAAUGGAGCACUACAAGUGAUGACUGCAGAAUUCCAAGUUCCUUCCCCACUUGUUCCAACUCGUGAGAGCUAUUAUGUAAGAUACUGUAAACAGCAUGCCGAUGGUACUUGGGCUGUGGUUGAUGUUUCCUUGGACAAUUUGCGCCCUAGUCCUGCAGUGAGGUGCCGAAGAAGGCCUUCUGGCUGCUUAAUUCAAGAAAUGCCCAAUGGCUACUCGAAGGUGACAUGGGUUGAGCAUGUAGAAGUUGAUGAUAGAGGUGUUCACAAUCUAUACAAGCAGCUUGUUAGCUCGGGCCAUGGAUUUGGUGCAAAACGUUGGGUGGCAACCCUAGACCGACAAUGUGAACGGCUUGCAAGCGCCAUGGCCACAAACAUUCCUGCCGGUGAUGUUGGUGUCAUAACAAAUCAAGAAGGAAGGAAGAGUAUGUUGAAACUGGCUGAGAGAAUGGUGAUAAGCUUUUGUGCGGGAGUGAGUGCCUCAACUACGCACACGUGGACGACCCUGUCUGGAACCGGGGCAGAUGAUGUAAGGGUGAUGACCCGAAAGAGCAUAGAUGAUCCAGGCAGACCUCCUGGGAUUGUGCUAAGUGCCGCUACUUCCUUCUGGCUUCCAGUUUCACCAAAGAGAGUUUUUGAUUUUCUGCGUGAUGAGAACUCUCGAAGCGAGUGGGACAUUCUCUCAAAUGGUGGAGUUGUUCAAGAAAUGGCACAUAUUGCAAAUGGGCGGGAUACAGGAAACUGCGUGUCUCUACUUCGAGUGAAUAGUGCAAAUUCAAGCCAGAGCAACAUGUUGAUAUUACAAGAGAGUUGCACUGACCCAACAGCCUCUUUCGUGAUUUAUGCUCCUGUUGAUAUUGUGGCAAUGAAUCUUGUACUCAAUGGUGGGGAUCCAGACUAUGUUGCCCUUCUUCCCUCUGGAUUUGCCAUUCUCCCUGAUGGAACCACAACGCAUGGAGGAGUCAUUGGGGAAGCUGGGUCUGGCGGAUCUCUCCUCACUGUUGCUUUUCAGAUUUUGGUUGAUUCUGUUCCCACAGCAAAACUUUCUCUUGGCUCUGUUGCAACUGUUAACAAUCUUAUUGCUUGCACCGUCGAGAGGAUUAAGGCUUCUUUGUCAUGUGACAACGUAUGAUCAUCAUCAUCAUCUUCUACAAACCUUAAAUUGUAGCAAUUAACAGAAGGAGGAAAAGGAAAGGAAACUAAGAGAAACAAAGGUGGUGAGGAAUUUCUGCUUAUACAAGAUGGGAAGAAGUCAAGAGCGCACCUUAAUUACAUGAUCCUUUGUUAAGUUUGCAAGGAUUAGGGGUUCGGGUAUUGACUUCCUCAAAACAAUUUAAAAAGCAAGAAAAGCUUGCAACUCCCUUUCACUUUUCUCAACUUAAUCAGUUAGGGCUAGGGUUUUGUAUGCAUGAGUGAAGCGUAGUGCUUCAUUUGUGUCGUCAUUUUCCUUCUUUGUCUUCUGUUUGUGUGUUUUUGAGACAUUGGUGCAUAGGAAACCUCACGCCCCCCCUCCUCCCCCGCUAGCAGACGAUCCAUUUUUUCCAUUUUAAGAGGUUUUGCAAUGGAUAUUGCUUCAAUAUAUAGUCUUAUAUAUGUCUUUAAUUUGUGUUUGCAGUUUGUUUGUCUAAUGCAUGUUGUAGUUAUCAAGUGAAAUGUACGUGAUUAAUUAGGUGACAAUUUUCUUAAGCAUGUUGCAAACAUUACUUACUAGCAUCAAUG
Alnus glutinosa is the source of this 3569-nucleotide messenger RNA. RefSeq names its product homeobox-leucine zipper protein HDG2. The record is from RefSeq and is a predicted model, not a curated record. Lineage: Eukaryota; Viridiplantae; Streptophyta; Magnoliopsida; Fagales; Betulaceae. The transcript has 13 exons. The coding region runs from base 802 to 2982 and encodes 726 amino acids. Gene Ontology annotation, molecular function: lipid binding; DNA-binding transcription factor activity, RNA polymerase II-specific; DNA binding. Gene Ontology annotation, biological process: regulation of DNA-templated transcription.